GUUUUUCAUCGGUUCAUCAUUACGCAAGUAUCCCCUCUCUGAAGAUCCGUUGGUCUGUAAUGGCCGCCUUUGGAGUGGCCGAUCAACCGGGCAAUUACUUUCAAACCGAUUCUUCGUUAGCCGACAACGAUCGCAAACAACGUAAAGCGGCAAAUACUCAAGGAAACCCUGUCAAAUUUUCGACCAAGAUCUUGGCUGUUGGGGUCAAUUACUUCUUCGACUCGAAGGGAGAUGUUGUGUUUGUUGCUGAAGCUGGCGGUUCGGUGACAGGACUGAGGCUGUCUACCAAUGAAUUGUCCAGUACCCCCAGAGGUCCGCAAGGACCUUUGACCAGCCUGGCUUUUCAUGCUACCAAAUCGUCUCAAGACCCGUUUACCACCAUGGACGUCUUUUGCGGUUGCUGGGACAAGUCUGUGUGGAAGUAUACCUUCAGAUUUGCCGAUGGCACCACCCAAGGGCGAACGGUCACAGACAUUACCUCAUUUUCCGCACAUCGAGAUUUUGUCAAAUGUCUGGUGGUCGUUCAGACGCCGGACAAACACGACAUCCUGAUCACAGGUGGCACAGAUGGUGACAUCCGAUUAUGGUCGUUGGAAGGACAGCCUCUUGGAGGAAUCAACCCAAACUGUCGUGGGAUUGAAUCUCUUGUGCUGGAUCCUCUGUCAUCUCCAGACUCUCCAAUUGUCAUGGUGUCCACGUCUAAACAAGAAAUCUUCGCUUUUCCAGUACCUGAAUUGAGCCAGAUUAAGUCGUCCCAGUUACAGCUGCACAGUCCCAUCCUCGCACAUGCUACCAGUGUUUACAAAUUACAUUUCGACGAUGAUGGGGAUCUUUGGACAGCUUCAGCAGAUAUGACGGCCAAGCAGCUGUCCAGAGAUGAAGGCUGGAAUACGGCCAUGACUCUUCAGCAUCCGGAUUUUGUCCGAGAUGUAGUCACUCAUGAUAGAUAUGGCUGGGUCGUCACUGCAUGUCGAGAUGAGGAGAUACGAGUAUGGAACAAGGCGACCAGCGACCUGCACCAUGUGUUUUCUGGGCAUUAUGAGGAGGUCACUGGUUUGGCGUUAUCGGGAGAUCUACUUGUCAGUGUUAGUAUUGAUGCCACUUUGCGGAGAUGGAGUCUUGCCCCGGCCGAUCUUCAGCGGGCAGUGGAAGAGGCUAAGAACCCUAAAUUGUUGGAGGACAACCCAGAACCCAAGAUGGACAUGUCGACGUUGACCGAGGAAGAGGAGGCGGAGUUGCGGGCAUUGAUGGAGUCGGAAGAGCAAGAUGUGCUUGAAAGGAUGGUUCGAGACGAGCAAUGAGAUUACCUAGUAUUUAUUCCUUAGGCCGCUCUA
Messenger RNA from Exophiala oligosperma, 1334 nucleotides. RefSeq lists its product as uncharacterized. The record is from RefSeq and is a predicted model, not a curated record. The coding region runs from base 60 to 1301 and encodes 413 amino acids. The transcript is spliced from 2 exons. NCBI's taxonomy places the organism in Eukaryota, Fungi, Ascomycota, Eurotiomycetes, Chaetothyriales, Herpotrichiellaceae. Gene Ontology annotation, molecular function: protein binding.